Molecule: messenger RNA, 140 nt
Organism: Acaulospora colombiana
Lineage: Eukaryota; Fungi; Glomeromycota; Glomeromycetes; Diversisporales; Acaulosporaceae
Source: the annotation of a GenBank genome assembly
GAAUCACGAUCGAGGCGGGUCCAUCGUGGAUGGCGGCGGGAGAAAUAGACCAUGCACGUGCCAUCGAGUCCACAAGCUCUAUGCGAUCCACCGUUGUCAUGGUUGGCCAUACCUUCUUCGCAUUCAAUAACAUGAAAUGA